CAUGUGAGCAGCAGCAGCACUAAAAACAUGGCGAUACACCUAAAAGCAGCCCGUCUCUGUCGACUGGCAGGACGAACUGUCCCCUCCCUGUCAGUCACACACAGACCAGCUGUCAGUCAUCCAGAGAGGAGAUGCUUCCUUUCCACCUCGACGGGGAAAAAUCUUCAGUUCAAGCUCGAUGAGCAGACGGCUCACAGCAGCCUGGACCUCUUCAAGAAAAACACUGCCGUCAUCUACCGCAUGCUGGGUCUGGACCCCAGCCACGUGCAGAAAAACCCAGAGCGCUUCCAAGACUGGGCCGUCGUGUUUGGGGACGAGAAGAUCAGCAGCGGACGUCACUACUGGGAGGUGACCGUCAAAAAGUCUCAAGAGUUUCGUGUGGGUGUGGCCGAGGUGCUGAUGUCCAGAGAGGACUGCGUGGGAACCAACAGCUCCUCCUGGGUGUUUGGCUACGCUCAGCGCAAGUGGUUUGCUAUGACCAGCAACAAGAUGGUUCCUGUGACGCAAGUUGGCAAGCCGGACCGCAUCGGCAUCCUGCUUGACUAUGAAGCGGGCCUUCUGGAGCUGAUGGACGUCGAAAAACACGCAAUCAUUCACACCAUCCGGGCCCAGUACAAGACUCCCCUCUGCCCCGCAUUUGGACUUUGGGACGGGGAGCUGCUCACACACUCUGGUCUGGAGGAGCCUGAAGGUCUAAAGUGAAGCAGGAUGAACUGUGAUUGUGAUGCUUUUGGGAUUAAGAUCGGUACAGUGGCAACAUUUAUCACAAACAGUGCAGGAAAUAAAGCAAUGUCUAUGUAGUCUGUCAUUUGCAUCUUAUUAAAGGUGAUGCUUAAUUUUCUGUGGUCCAGUUUGUGCAUAAUGAUGACUCUAAACAAUGCAAGCUCAUACUUUGUGUAUGUCAUUCAGCCUCAUGCAAUCAUAUCACAGAAUAUGUAUUUGUGUAUACCUCAUGUAUUACCUCUCAAUCAAUUGAUGGGAAAAAAUGUGUGGUUAUUUUUGAGAGGCACAUUAACUGUCAAGUGU
This is a messenger RNA of Anoplopoma fimbria (sablefish), 1026 nucleotides long. It is a transcript of the gene spryd4, whose product is annotated as SPRY domain containing 4. NCBI's taxonomy places the organism in Eukaryota, Metazoa, Chordata, Actinopteri, Perciformes, Anoplopomatidae. The record is from RefSeq and is a predicted model, not a curated record. Gene Ontology annotation, molecular function: protein binding. The coding region runs from base 28 to 702 and encodes 224 amino acids. The transcript is spliced from 2 exons.